Acaulospora morrowiae is the source of this 860-nucleotide messenger RNA. Lineage: Eukaryota; Fungi; Glomeromycota; Glomeromycetes; Diversisporales; Acaulosporaceae. The record is from the annotation of a GenBank genome assembly.
ACCAUAUCACGGAUUACCUUCACUAUAUCGAAAAACACAAGAAAUAUGGAAUUUUGAUAUAUCUGACGAUAUACACAAUUUGUGUUUGGCUAUUCUUACCUGGCUCAAUAAUAAGCAUAGCCGCGGGUUUCCUGUUCAAACCACCGAUAUUAGCAGGCGCCAUCAUUAUAAUUGGCGAUGUUUUCGGGGCAUUGGGAACUUUUCUCUUUGGGAGAUAUAUCUUUUCGGAUUGGGUCAAGGCUCAGAUCGAUAAAAGGCCGGUGUUCGCUGCUUUGAACAAUGUUAUAACCGAAGAAGGAUGGAAAAUCGUGGUUAUGCUACGUCUAACUCCGAUACCGUUCAACCUUAUAAGCUAUUUCUUUUCGGUCAGUUCUAUAGAUCUUUUCACAUUCCUUUGGGCAACCGCUGUCGGAGUUUUGCCCGGUACCUUUAAUGCGGUAUGGAUUGGAUCACUCGUGAAAAGUUUGAGUGGUUUAGACAAUCCGAAUCUAAAAAACACAGAUAUCGUAAUUAUCACGAUGAAUGUUAUAUUCGUUGUGUGCUGUGUGGUCGCAUUAUCAAUAUUCGGCAAGAGAUCUUUGCGCAAGUCACUGUUGAAAUUGCAGGCUUCCAAGGAGUCAACCAAUAAUAAUGUUGAAGUUACUCCACUCAUCUCAGCAGAGUCCAUCCCCGACGAGGAAGCUAAUCAUCCAUUGGUGGAAGAGGAGCCCCUGACGAUUCCCGAAACUGGGCGUUUCACACGUGCUGAAAGAAUUACCCUUUUCAUAAUUGGUAUAGUGGCAUUCCUCAAUUUGGCGAUUUCUGUGCCGCUAUAUUUUUACUUUAAAACCCAUGAGCCAGAUCCUGGAAACGUAAAGUAG